AAAAAAAAAACAAAACCCUAAAAAUCUCAUCAGAUCCACUCUCUCACUCUAUCGAAUUCUCUCGCUCACCUCAUCCCUCUUUAAAGCCGCUGCCCACUGCUCAGAGAGUGGACGACGCCGGUGAUUCGCUGCCCAGCGAUUUGACGACGACGGAGACGGCUUCUCCUCCCUAAGUCGCCGACGGCAUCUUCACCAGCGACGGAAGCGACACAGCUCCUCCCUCCCCAACGACGACACAUCUUCUCCCUCGCAAACGGCAGCAACUCAGUUUAGAAGAUCACAAUGGGUCGGAAAGUUGGUACUCUUCGAAUUAAUCCCAAGAAAUUCGGCUCUCUUCACAAACCCUGCAUGAAGGAGAUGAUGACAUUUCUCAACUGCUUGGCACUUAAUCACAACAGUGAUGAGAAGUGUGUCCGAAAUAAGGAACUUCUAAAUACUUGUAUGGAUGCUCAGAACAACAACAGAAAGCCAUGGGGAAGCAUUAAUUACCAUAUGCAAAGGCUUAGUAGGGGAAAGAAGUAAUUUUGGAUUUUCUAUGUGGCAAAUUUCAACUAAUUUAUGGUUCUUAGAAGUCAUCAUUUACAGACAUAAAGAAUUAUCUUUUUGUUUUUUGCACCUAGAUGGAUAUUCUUUUUUUUUUCUUAUUAAAUAUCUUCCAUUUCCAUUUCGAGGAAAUGUGCUAAAAAGAUCUCAAAUUUUCAGUCCUUCGACUAAUGGUUCUUAUGAGUUUUUGAAUAAAUUGUAAAACAGAGUAUAUGCUGAUUAUAGAGUGAAGUUGUUUCUUAAGAAGUUUAUGUGAA
Molecule: messenger RNA, 800 nt
Organism: Cannabis sativa
Lineage: Eukaryota; Viridiplantae; Streptophyta; Magnoliopsida; Rosales; Cannabaceae
Product: small ribosomal subunit protein mS37
Exons: 3
Coding region: 283-522 (79 amino acids)
Biological process (GO): mitochondrial translation
Molecular function (GO): structural constituent of ribosome
Source: RefSeq, a predicted model, not a curated record